Molecule: messenger RNA, 640 nt
Organism: Paramuricea clavata
Lineage: Eukaryota; Metazoa; Cnidaria; Anthozoa; Malacalcyonacea; Plexauridae
Source: the annotation of a GenBank genome assembly
AUGUCAGACAUGUCCGAAGCGGAAGAGAACGUUUCUGUACCUACUGACAAUGAUCUGCCCCAAGAAAACCCUCAACCAGCACACUUAGAACGCAAUGAAACAAGUACCGAAACAAGUUCUACAAGCAAAACACGUAGUGGACGGUUAGUUAAAAAACCUGACAGGCUAGGUAUAGACACAUGCAUAAGUGAACGCGGUAUAUAUACGGUAUAUUUAUAAAGAAAAAACUUUCAGAGAAGAGGAGAUGUUGGACAUUUACUGUUGACAUUAAUAUUUUAGUUAUAUUUGCUCGGACAGGGAAAACUGGGAACGAACGAAAAGGGCGCGAAAUAGUUGUAGGACACGGGAUUUUAGAGAUAUAGUAUAUAUACAUGUUAGGAGUUUAUAUUAUGCGAAUUAUACUAUAAGAAAUAAAACUAUCAAAAGUUAAUGAAAGUGAGAAGCAAAUAACAAUAUCAUUCAUCGUGUUGCAGAAAGAAUCAAAGCAAAGAAAAUUAAAAAACUCUCUCUUGACGUGACAACUAUGGAAAAUGUCGAGAAAACGUACAACACGUGGCAAUACGAGUUUCCAAUCAACACAAGUGCUGGAAAGAAAGUCACUAUUACGGCUUUGGCCUGGAGCGAAUUACUGGACAAGUAA